This is a messenger RNA of Oryzias melastigma (Indian medaka), 1872 nucleotides long. RefSeq names its product cholesteryl ester transfer protein, plasma. The transcript is spliced from 18 exons. The coding region runs from base 173 to 1669 and encodes 498 amino acids. Gene Ontology annotation, cellular component: high-density lipoprotein particle. Gene Ontology annotation, molecular function: cholesterol transfer activity; triglyceride binding; phosphatidylcholine binding. Gene Ontology annotation, biological process: cholesterol homeostasis; high-density lipoprotein particle remodeling; triglyceride transport. The record is from RefSeq and is a predicted model, not a curated record. Lineage: Eukaryota; Metazoa; Chordata; Actinopteri; Beloniformes; Adrianichthyidae.
GGCCCAGCUCCAGUCUCCAGUUUCAGGAGACUCUUUUCCCCUUUUGUUGGAGGGAAGCAGUAGAGAGAUCUGCAACAGCAAUUGCAAACCAAACAUGUGUGGGUAGAGUGAGGAGCUUCAGGGACUCAAACGUUAGAAUCUACAAGCGCCGGUGACACCGAAGACAAGAGCCAUGUCAAGGAAGGAGUCUGUGUUCACCCUGCUGCUCCUGUCUUUGUUUGGGCCAACCUACAGCUGCCUGAAGGACCCGGCCGCGGCCUACAGACACAGCGGGGCUGUGUGCAGGCUCACCUACCCCGCCGCUGCAGUGUUAAACGAGAAAACCACAAAAGUGAUUGAGGCAGCUUUUCAACAUGCCCGAUAUCCGAGUAUGCAAGGAGAGAAGUCCCUGCCCCUCAUAGGCAAGGUCUCAUAUGGCCUAGAAAAUCUGGAGAUUCACAACUUGUCGAUUGGUCAGAGUGAGUUUGAGCUGGUUCCAGGAAAAGGAAUCGCGCUGAAGAUAAGCAACGUGUCUGCAGUGUUCAAAGGGACGAUCCUGUACGGAUACGGCAGCUGGCUAAUCAACGUUGAACAGUCUCUUGACCUGGAGAUUGAGUCUCAGAUUGACCUGGGGAUCAAUCCCAGACUCUACUGCGGCAAAGGAAAAGUGGCCGCAGACACAUCCGACUGUUAUCUGAAGUUUCACAAGCUGCGUCUGCACCUGCAAGGAGACAAAGAACCCAACUGGCUGAAGAAACUUUUCACCGACUUCAUUACUUUCACUGUGAAGUUGGUUGUGAAAGGGCAGAUUUGUAAGGAGAUCAACAAGCUUGCAGACAUUUUGUCCGACUUCGUUCAAGACACAGCAGCACACUUCCUCAGUGACGGAGACAUCAGCGUGGACAUCGGAGUGAGCACUGCUCCUACCAUCACUGCUAACUACAUUGAAUCCUACCACAAGGGGCUAACAAAUUACAACAACACAACUUCUGUCCUCAAUGAAUCUGUUUUCCAUCCAAGUCAGCUGACCGAAGACAGGAUGCUUUUCUUUUGGUUCUCAGAUGAACUUUUUAACCCUUUGAUUGCUGCUGCUCACCACGACGGUCGCUUUCACCUCAACGUCUCUUCAGAAGAGCUCAGCGAACUCCUAAAGAGCAAUCUGUCCAGCGUCAACAUGGAACACAUCCAAACAUGUCUGGCAGCAGCUUCUGCAGAGCUCAGAGUGUGGAGUUCUGCAGUUCCUCACCUGCACACCUUCAACACGGGAUCCAGAGUCUCAGCACAGGCCCGUGGAGAGCUGCACUGUGGGGGUCAAGGGACCCCAGCACUCGUCUUUGAAACGAGAGUUCUUGUAGAUGUCACAGCUUCCUAUGCUGACAAGAAACUCUUCCUGCAUGGCAGUCCCAAAGAGAUCUCGGUACUUCAAGCGGAAAUUCACUCCCCAGAUAAAGUGCUACAGGAUGAAGCACAGGCUCACUUUAUCAGAGAAGCUGUGGAGAAAGUCGGAGUUCCCAAAGUUUUGUCUGUUCUUCAGGUGGAGAUCACAAGGCUGCUGAACAAACAGGGGGCCAACCUGUUUGACAUCGUUGACCCUGAAGUGCUUCCUCAGGACGGCUUCAUUGUGACUAAGAUGGACUUUGGUUUCCCUCAUCACCUCCUGGUGGAUUUUCUCCAGAAGACUCUGCAGUGACACAACAGCUGCAAAGGAAUUUGGGCUUUAAACGUUUUAAAUAUUAUCCUGGAUGAAUAAAAGGAAUAUAUACUCCUGGUUUAGCUUAUAGGGUGGAGGACAUGACUGACAUGGAAACAUCAAUGUUUACUUUGACUGUGAGUCCUGUUGGGAACUUUUUGAAAAUUUUGUUUCGCCAAUAAAGCCGGGUCCAACUCAUUCUA